AUGCCAUUCGAAAUCUUAGUUCCUUCUGAGAGAGAGGCCCCUGGUGUCACCGACACCUUUUUUGCCGCCAUGGACAUCAACCUGCUGAUGCACGCACAAUUUCCCAACCCUGAGAGCAAGGAGUUUUUCCGAGGCUGGCUUUUCAGAGAUACUAUGGAUCAUGUCCAAAGCGUCGACAAGGGUGUUCUGGUUGCACGCGACCCAGAGACCGGGAAAAUAGCGAGUUUCGCUAAGUGGAACGUUCAGCGGCAACAGCGGUCGCGAGAGAUACAAGAAGAAGAAGCCGAUGAUGAUGAGUUUCCAGACUUCUGCCGUCGUCAAUAUCUUGGCCCCUACGCGGAUCUUACUAAGAGUAAGAGAGACAAGGUCCUGGGUGACAAGACUUAUUACCGUGAGUUAUUUGCUGCUGAGUGGAGGCCAGGAUAUCGACGACCAAACCUUGACCGCUAUGCACCUAUGGUGUUGAAAUUUGACGUGACAUAUCUAUGCACAGAUCCCAAGUUCAAUGGCCGAGGGGCUGCGUCAACUUUGCUUCGUCGAGUGCAGGCUGAGGCCUCCAAAGAGAAUGCACCAGUUAUUCUCGAGGCUACCAUGAAUGCGGUCUCGUUUUAUCAAAAACUAGGUUUCCAGAUUCAAGAGGAGCUAAACAUGAUGCUCCCAGCUCGUGGCUCAGAUGAAACAACUGAAUACUACGAAGAGAGAGUCAUGGUUUGGACACGAGACUGA
Fusarium fujikuroi IMI 58289 is the source of this 726-nucleotide messenger RNA. RefSeq lists its product as uncharacterized. Gene Ontology annotation, molecular function: acyltransferase activity, transferring groups other than amino-acyl groups. Bases 1 to 726 code for a protein of 241 amino acids. The transcript is spliced from 2 exons. NCBI's taxonomy places the organism in Eukaryota, Fungi, Ascomycota, Sordariomycetes, Hypocreales, Nectriaceae. The record is from RefSeq and is a predicted model, not a curated record.